Acanthamoeba castellanii str. Neff is the source of this 1260-nucleotide messenger RNA. RefSeq lists its product as uncharacterized. The transcript is spliced from 4 exons. The record is from RefSeq and is a predicted model, not a curated record. NCBI's taxonomy places the organism in Eukaryota, Discosea, Longamoebia, Acanthamoebidae. The coding region runs from base 1 to 1260 and encodes 419 amino acids.
AUGCAGGGCAAGCUCUGUGUCAUCUGCAACCAAACACAGUCUGGGACCAAUCUCCCCUACCCCCAUGUGCAGAUUGGCAAGUUUCAUUCAUUCAUGCUGUGCUGCAAGGCACAUCUCAUCAGCAGCAUCAAUGUGAAGAAAUUUGAAGAACUCAUUGACCAUGAGCUUGACAACCUGAAGAAGAAUGGAGAUUGGAUGGUGGAUGAGCUGGUUGAGGGAUUGCAGCCUGAGGAGGAGGAGGAGCUGGAGGCUACGCCCAUGUGCCACAGUGUCCUCAACCUGAGGGACAGCAAUGCACUGCUCACCUGCUGCACCAACCUCAUGAGUCAGCAUCUGUGGAUCCACCACCACAGCAACAGCAACUGCAUCCUCUACUUCUGCAAGGGCUCCCACCUGGUGCGCUACCUCUUCUCCAAAUUCAAUAAGCAAGGGCGCAAGCCAGGGCAGGAGCUGCUGGCAAAGAAGCAGAGGACCACUGCAGCAGAGAAGAAGGCAGCAGUGGCAGAGAAGAAGGCGGCAGGGAAGAAGGUGGUGGGGCAGAAAGCAGUAGGGAAAAAAGUGGGGGUGAAGGGGAAGACAGCUCCAAAGGCAAAGAAGGCAACAAAGAAGGGGAGCAACAUGGACAACACUACUCCAGAGGCCAAGGCUGAUGGUGAGACCAAGGGUGACAAUGAUGACGACCACAACGCUGAAGGUGAAGAGCAGCCAGCUCACAGCUCCAACCACGCAGUGGCUGACAGCAAGCUGUACUCAGCGAAAAAGGGGCAACACUCUGUCACGCUACUCGUCCUCGUCACCCUUGAUGGGACAAUUCUCUGGCUUGGCCGGUCUCAGGGAGGAUCCACUACCAAUCUCGCACUGGCCCAUGCUGAGCUCAACACCUGGCUCUCACAGUUUGACUGUGAUGAGCACGGCAUUGCUGAUGCCAGCUUUAAUGUGGGCGGCGGGCGGUGGGCAGUGGGCGGCAGGCGGCAGGCGGCAGGCGGCAGGCAGCGGGCGGCGGGCGGUGUUGAUGAUCGCCUCCUCACACCUCCUCCCUACAUCGAGGAGACACGGGCGGCGUACCGUGAGUUCUCUCGCGUGCGGAUCGUGGUGGAGCAAUCCAUCGGUCGAGUGAAGAACUGGGCUGCCGCACGAGAAACCCUGCGGUUGCCCACCUCGAGGCGUGACGAGCUCUACGCCUUCCACCACAAGGUGUGGACCAUCAUCUCCGUCCUUGUCAACAAAUACCAACGCAUCUCGCACAUGUGGGACGAAUAA